Messenger RNA from Aplysia californica (California sea hare), 5286 nucleotides. RefSeq names its product UV radiation resistance-associated gene protein. The transcript is spliced from 16 exons. Gene Ontology annotation, cellular component: endosome; lytic vacuole. NCBI's taxonomy places the organism in Eukaryota, Metazoa, Mollusca, Gastropoda, Aplysiida, Aplysiidae. The coding region runs from base 218 to 2542 and encodes 774 amino acids. Gene Ontology annotation, biological process: SNARE complex assembly. The record is from RefSeq and is a predicted model, not a curated record. Gene Ontology annotation, molecular function: SNARE binding.
CUUUUUCUUCCAACCGAAAGGAAAAAUUCUUUGUUUUACUAAAUCCUCAACCAAUGUCAUGUGAUCAAAUAUGGUGGCAGUUUACUCGCCCACCAAGUGACAACAGUGUGGAGAUUAACGAGAUGUCGUAGGUUGUCAUAUGGAUGGAUCAAGUUGUCUGCCGGUUUUGAUCAGAUUUAUUUUCACGGAGUUAUUGUGAACCAUUCAAUGUGAAAUAAUGCAUUCAUCCGAGGAUUUUCCUGUUGUGAAAAGCCCAUUCAACUUGCAGACGUAUCAGCGCCGUUUAAGGCACCUUCAGAGCAUUGCUGUGAGAAAUCUCCGCUGUCCGCAGGAUGCUGAUCUUGACUUUAGCUCACUACAGGUUUUCUUCACGCUUCACACUAAUGAGAAGAGCAAUGCUUUCUACACUAGUGAAAGGAUCACAGGCUCCCUGAAUCCCACAUGGCAAAGUUUCGAUUUACAUCGUUUUGACUCAGAAGUGGAUCUCACCUCAAAGUUCUUGGUUGUGCGUGUGUGGAUGGGCAACGGGCAGACAUGCAAGGUGAAAAUCGAGUGCCAUGUCUGCUUGUCGGGUUUGGUCUUCUUUGCCAACUCACUGCAGGUCCCAGGCAUCAAGCACCCCACCAACACAUUCCUAUUUGGGAUGUACAACUUCUACUUCUUUCACUAUAACGCCACUGCCACUACACCUCUUCUUGACCAUUGGGUUUUGGACAAGGAAGUCCCGAGAAAUAAGGUGCCCGCAGUGGUCAGUGUUGAUCAAUCCCAGCUGCAACCAUCAUACAACUUGAAUUACUUGUCCAGGAUCCACACUGUGCGAAGGGCCAUCAAACAGACACAGGCUUCAGUGACACGCAUCCAUUCCAGUAUAGAAGACAGGUUACUGUCUUCCACUGAGAACUCUGAAAAGUUAUCGCAGAGAGAAAUGUUAGAAAUGAAAGUGAGACAACUCCGUCGAGAGCUGUUGUGGCAGACGCAGCAGAGGCAGGCAGAGGAAGAAAAGCUGGAAAAAUUCAAGGCAGAGCAGGAUGCAAGAUUGGAAAAACUCAGAAAAGACCACACUCACAUGACCUCUCGAGGCAACAAAUGCGAAGAAGACAGAACCUUGCAUAUACAGUCCAGGGAGAUGUUAGUCAAAGAGAAUGCCCAAGUGCAAUACAGACGGAAACAGAUCAUCAGUGAAAUGGCGCACUACAUCUACCCUAUUAACGAGGAUGAGAAGCAAAACUUCUACAUAGUCAAAGUAAAAUUACCCAAUGCGGAAGAUUAUCAAGGUCAGGACGAAACCAGAGUUGCCGUGGCAUUGGGCUUCACUUGUCACCUGACGCAGAUGUUGUCCCACUUCAUGGACAUGCCGUUGCGCUAUCCCAUGGUGCAUCGGGGCUCCCGGUCCUUGAUCAUAGAUCAUGUGCACAGCAAACUAGCGGAUAAGGAUAGAGAGUUUCCGUUAUAUAGCAAAGGCAAGGAGAAGUUUCAGUUCAACUACGCUGUCUUUCUACUGAACAAGAAUGUGAGCCAGCUACGCUUCUACUGUGGCAUGGGCACUCCAGACCUGAGGCAGACGUUGCCCAACCUGAGGUCUUUCCUGGAGCAGAGACUCGGAGUCAGACCUCCGAGCUCUGCUGAGCAACGGAAAAGCACUCCCUUACAGUCUCCGCCCACAACCAGCAUCGGAGGCUCCCAGAACAGUAGGCGGAGCCAGGCCCUCUCUAGCCCCUCCUCCGGUUACCUCAGGAAAGACAUCACAGCGGACUAUGACUCAGCAGCCCCGUCAACGCGCGGUGGAGAUGGAAACUCGGUGGUCAGCGAGGGCAUCAGUAUGGCUGACAUGGAUGGGACCAACAGCACAUUGGCAGCCGAGCUCCCAAAAAGACCAAAGCUGAUACACUCAAUGUCUUGUCCCCAGUCGGCCCGUCCUUUGGCCAACGGCAUUCCUUCAUCAGUUCGUGGCGCAGCUGACCCUAGCGCUCCCUCCAAUGGUCAUUCCAGUUCAGCGUCCCCUGUGCGAGAAGCGUCGGAGUUAAACAAUGAUGGAGGUCAACGUGUGGUGUCGUCAAAGGCAGGGAAUAAGAAUAUCAUUUCCGAAGAGGAUGAGCGGGAAGACAUCUUCAAGCCGUCAAAUGACAAUUUCUUCCAAGUGACAGUCCCAUCCUCAGUCAGCGCUUUCAGGCACUCUGUCAGCGUCAUUGAGACAGGAACUCCGCCGCUUGCCAUGGGUCUCAACAGGGAUGAACCCAGCAAUGGAGUAGUCAUUCCUACAUCGGAAAACCUCACGGAUAACGACCAGCGGACUUUCAAACUGGUGCGGACUCCAGCCAUUCCUGUAACUAGCCCGACAGCAUCCGAGAAUAAGUCGACGGCACCUGGUGCCCUCGAACCUCUUGGGGAGGAGUUGCCUCCCUCGGAUAACGGUGCCAGUAGUAAUGGAGAAGGGAGUUUUGCCGAUCCCCAGAACUCUUACAGCCAGAGCUGUUCUUUUGAUGAUUCCGAGAUGUACAUGCCAAACGAGCAAAAAGCAGAGUUAUCUGUUUUAGAACAAUAGUGCCAGGCCAUUAUGAAGGGUAGGCAUCCUACACAGCUUACCUUCAUUUAGACCAUGACUGUCUUUGUCUCAUUCCAUAACAUCCCCAAGCCAGAAGACAUAUUGGGUCUAAGGGUAGCAAGUUAAAGUCACAAUUGUUUCCCUAUAGUUAUUAUAUUUUGUACAGUGUUUUUGCCCCUUAGACUUAUUUAUUUUAUAGAUUUAGAAGACUUUCCCUAUCUAUCACCCAAUCUUGCUUUUCGUUCUCUCCCCACCCCCUUUGGACACAAGUGAUCAUUCAGAAUUAGUCCCAUCAUGUAUCGUUAAUAGAAAUUUUGAUUGUAUUUGGCUCUGGGUAUUUUGGGAACAAAGGGUUUUGUCAUUGAGAGGGAUGUUAAACAUUGGAAAAAAAUGUUUGGUGAGCUUUUUUUUGUUUUAUUUGAACAUUUUUUAACUAUUUUUUUUUUUCUUUCGAGCAAUUGAUUGAAAAAAGUUUGGUUUUUUUUGGUUGCAAUGAAAGUGUUAUGCGACUAUGUUGAAAAUAAAACAAUUUUCUCUUUUUCUGGAAAUGUUUGGAGAGUGGGAGUCUUUGCCGGUGACAGGACAAUGGCACAAAUAGAGUGUCCAGACAGACACCUCAAAACUCUGCCUAUUGCUAACUAAUUACAUAGAGACUAAUGGUUUGUGGGCACUUACAUCUAUAAUGAUAAGGGUUAUACGUUGAAUAAGUCCACAUUGGAAGCCAUGGGACAUUUUUCAAGUGUCUGCGGGAAUGAAAGUAGAUGGAUAGAUACUUAAUGUUAUGGAAAAAUUUCCCAUAGCUGGCACUGAAUUUGAAUGAUUUUAUUUGCUCUCUGAUUGUAUAUUUACAUCCUUGUUUUCCCCUUUACCGGCUUGACUGUGUGUCUUUUGCUCCCAGCAUUUUGCUGAAAUGUAUAAUGUUCAAGCAGAUGGUUGAAGAGCACCAGUGGUAGGUCAUGCUUCUUUUCUUUCCCCUUUUUAUUUUUGUCAGGCUGUGUUGCCUUUUCCAUAUUUACUAAAUGGCAGUGUUUGUGUUGAUUUUCUUCUCUUUUCUCUAACAAAGAGACAGUUAAGGUCUUUUAAUCCUUUUUCUUUUGCUCAGUGUGAGACCAGGAUGUUCAUCUUGAAUGAUCUAACAUUACUUUUUUUUCUCUUGUGUUCCAUUCCUGUGUUUUCAGUUACUCUAUCUCAGGUAUACUUGGUCCACUAGCAUCUCGUGCAGUAAUUAGGUGCUUUUCCGUGGCAUGCAGGAGACCGAAGUUGGAUUUCUGAAUGGGGAAAAUUUUCAUUAAGUGUCUCGGUCUUUCUGCUGGGACUUAGUAACCCUUUCAGCCCGUGUUGGUCCUGACGUGCAGGGUGGAAGCCCACUCGUUACAUGAUCUAAAUUGGUCUUAUCUUGCAUGGAGUGCUGUGUUUUGAUAGUUCUUAACUCUGUGUGCCAUGCACUGACAUAUCACUGCCUUUUCUCAUGUCAUGUGACUUUGUCACAUGCUGAUAGAGCAUAUCACAAGAAGAGUUAGGGUUCAGCAAGGAUUUUGUGAUUCUAUGAGCGUUUGCGGUAUAGCGGUUAGGUCCUUUGCCACAACAUGUUAAAAGUGUGAGUUUGAUUUGCUUCUUGGGAAAAUAUAUUUUAUUGAGCAAUUUGCUCUUUCUGCAAGACUCUUGUGUAGGCCCUUUGAGGCAGGUUAAAAACCCCACAUCUUUUCUUUAAUAAUCUAAAUUGUAUCAGUGGAGCAUAUGAUAUUUUUUUCUGUUAUUUGUGGCCGUCAAAUUAUAGCAAAGCCAUACUAAAUUGCAACGCCGACGCACACACUUCUUUGAGUCAUAAUAUUCCUGAACUGAUCUCUGGGCCUCUGGAAAAAUGUCUCUGGUUGAUGGGCUUUUUCCAUGCAGUGUCAGUGAGGAUGGGAGUGAUGGUGAAGAUUGUGAAAUGGGGGAGUCGAGUGAGUGGCAUUUGAGAAAAGAGUUCUCAGAACUGUAAGUUAUAGUUAUGAUAAUUUGUUUUUGUUGUUACAGUUAUUAUAGCAAUUGAGGAACUGUACUAAUCUUUUUUUUUUAGUUAAAUUGUGCACAAAUAUAUCAAACUAUUUAACAUCACAGCUGGGUAACAAAGGAUUUUGUUCAUGGCUCACAGGAGAUGUGAGUCCUAUUCUCAUAAGUGGAAUUGGUUUUAUCUGGUAUCUUUGUCUUAUCUACUGAUAUACUGUGUCUCACUCAGCCCUGGUUGGCCACGACAGGCAGAAUUGAAGCAGCUACAGCCCUGAAUUAUCUGCAUUAUUAUUCUAAUUUGUUUCUCACUUACUGGUAGGUCCUACACUUGUUCACUCCCUCAGUGCUAGAAUCUGUGGUGUAGUGGCUACGCACUUUUCUGUCACACGCGGAAGACAAGAGUUUGAUUCCCAGAUGAUGAGAGAUUUUAUCAAGUAUCUCCUUCUACUUGCUGCCACACUGCUUCCCUUUCCGCCCAGUUUGGCCGCGACAGGCGAGGUGGAAGUGGCUCACCUUCUAAAUAAGUUAAAUUGUGUUGAUAGGAAGGGUGUAAAGCAUUUACAAAUAGAAACUCUCCUUCUGCUCUUUCAGAAUGCCCGUCUUGUUGUUUUUUUUCCCCUCUCUAUAAAAGACCAGUGCUGUGUCGAAUAGCACACCUGUAGUGAAUCUAAACAGGAGUUUUAAUAGAUGAGCAAAAUAUCAAACUAAUUGAAAAUUUUUUGCCACCCUCACUUUAAUCCACCUUUCCAUACUUU